ACGUGGCCCCACCCCCUCCAAACCCGGAAGCGGGAGAGAGGCUGCCGAUGCGCGGACGUUUCGGGAGGAGGGAGCGGGGCGGCCCAGGUUCGCUCGGCCGCGCGCCCCGCCCCUCGGAGGCCGGCGGUCCUGUGCGUCCCCACUGCCUGCGGCGCCUGCGGGUCUGAGCGCUCCGGCCCCGGCCCCCGCGCGGGCUCAGCCACCUCCCGGCCCGCUCGGGUCCUGGAGGGAAGAGCCGCCUGGGGAGGAGGGAAGCGGACGUGGGGGCGGCCACGGCAGGGUUAACCUCCAUCUCAGCUAAUCAUGGGAGAGAUUAAAGUCUCUCCUGAUUAUAACUGGUUUAGAAGUACAGUUCCCCUUAAAAAGAUUAUCGUGGAUGACGAUGACAGUAAGAUAUGGUCGCUCUAUGAUGCAGGUCCCAGAAAUAUUAGGUGUCCUCUCAUAUUUCUCCCCCCAGUCAGCGGAACUGCAGAUGUAUUUUUCCAGCAGAUUUUGGCUCUGAGUGGAUGGGGUUACCGGGUGAUAGCUUUGCAAUAUCCAGUUUAUUGGGACCAUCUUGAAUUCUGUGAUGGAUUCAGAAAGCUUUUAGACCAUUUACAAUUGGAUAAAGUUCAUCUUUUUGGGGCUUCCUUGGGAGGCUUUUUGGCCCAGAAAUUUGCUGAAUACACUCACAAAUCCCCCAGAGUCCAUUCCCUCAUCCUGUGCAAUUCCUUCAGUGACACCUCUAUCUUUAAUCAAACUUGGUCUGCAAACAGCUUUUGGCUGAUGCCAUCAUUUAUGCUCAAGAAAAUAGUUCUUGGAAACUUUUCAUCUGGCCCAGUGGACCCUAUGAUGGUUGAUGCCAUUGAUUUUAUGGUGGACAGGCUGGAAAGUUUGGGUCAGAGUGAACUGGCUUCGAGACUUACCCUGAAUUGUCAAAAUUCUUACGUGGAACCUCAUAAGAUUCGGGACAUCCCUGUAACCAUCAUGGAUGUAUUUGACCAGAGUGCACUUUCAACUGAAGCUAAAGAAGAAAUGUACAAACUGUAUCCUAAUGCCCGGAGGGCUCACCUUAAAACGGGAGGCAACUUCCCGUACCUGUGCAGGAGCGCAGAGGUGAAUCUCUAUGUACAGAUACAUUUGCUGCAAUUCCAUGGAACCAAAUAUGCGGCCAUCGACCCGUCGAUGGUCAGUGCCGAGGAGCUCGAGGUGCAAAAAGGCAACCUUGGCCUCAGUCAGGAGGAGCAGUAGCUGGCGCUUUGGCUGGUGAUGACGAGUGACCCAGCACGUUCCUGUACAAUCAGUGACAUCAGUGCCGCCAGUCAGCCUCUGUUCAUUCGUCAGGCUCGCCGGUUAUCACUGUUCGGAAGUAGGACUGAUGGUCCCUUUGUGACAGGCGGCAGCUCUUCUGAGCCAGCGUAACUGUUCCCUCUUUGGUUUUUUAGCUUUUGAAUUUGAAGAAGUACUUUUGAAGACUCCCAUUUUAAGAAUUGUGAAAAUUUUGCUACCAAAAGUCUUCACCAUCGUGUACUUAUGUGAAUGUUACUUUCUGAGGUUUGGGAUUUUGUGGGGGUUUUUCCUUGUCUUUUUUUCUUUUUUUCCUUUCUUCCUUUUUAUAUAAUUUGCUAUAAAUACUGCACAUCCAGAUCGUGUAUUAGAAGGACAUUGGUGGUUUCUGUGCUUUCUUGUUGUAACUGUUACCAAAGUGCCAAGGUUGUCACCGCACCAAUUACUCUCCUGCAGAUCAACUACUUCCAAUUCCAGUUAUGCAAGUUGUUUUGGGUUUUAGCUGUUGUCUUUCUAGCCAUUACAGUCAUUUGGAAUAAAAAUUCAAUUUCAGUGA
Molecule: messenger RNA, 1822 nt
Organism: Myotis lucifugus (little brown bat)
Lineage: Eukaryota; Metazoa; Chordata; Mammalia; Chiroptera; Vespertilionidae
Gene: SPG21
Product: SPG21, maspardin
Exons: 9
Coding region: 304-1230 (308 amino acids)
Cellular component (GO): trans-Golgi network transport vesicle; cytosol
Molecular function (GO): CD4 receptor binding
Source: RefSeq, a predicted model, not a curated record